Molecule: messenger RNA, 174 nt
Organism: Blumeria graminis f. sp. triticale
Lineage: Eukaryota; Fungi; Ascomycota; Leotiomycetes; Helotiales; Erysiphaceae
Source: the annotation of a GenBank genome assembly
AAAACUAUACAUAGAAUCGAUCAGAGUGGCGACACCAUAAGCCUCUGGAAUAUUAUUACUAGCCGCGAGAGGUCAGGUACCGCCCGGCGAAUAUGGAAUAGUAUCGAGAUUACAUGCGUACCUCGAGCGCCCCUUAAGGAAACAAGUACGGUCGUCCCUGCAUCAGAUAUCUAA